Molecule: messenger RNA, 1048 nt
Organism: Rhododendron vialii
Lineage: Eukaryota; Viridiplantae; Streptophyta; Magnoliopsida; Ericales; Ericaceae
Product: GTP-binding protein SAR1A-like
Exons: 3
Coding region: 218-799 (193 amino acids)
Biological process (GO): endoplasmic reticulum to Golgi vesicle-mediated transport; intracellular protein transport; vesicle organization
Cellular component (GO): endoplasmic reticulum exit site; COPII vesicle coat
Molecular function (GO): GTPase activity; GTP binding
Source: RefSeq, a predicted model, not a curated record
UUCAGCCGCGAACGUAGUUUUCCCUUGUCAUUUUCCUUCGUUUUCUCACUGAUUCUCAGUGAUUCCGUUUCCUUCUACAUUUGGUAGAAUACGUACAAGAUAGAUGAAGCCAUAUUCAUCCUCCCUUUGAUUCCUCCGUCGGCCAUUAACUCUGCCGUUUAAUUUUCCGGCGACAAUUAUUCGAGCGCGGUUGUGUUGGGGUGUUUGAAUUGGAAUCAUGUUUCUGCUGGAUUGGUUUUACGGAGUUCUUGCGUCUCUGGGUUUGUGGCAGAAAGAAGCCAAGAUCUUGUUUUUAGGGCUUGAUAAUGCCGGAAAGACCACCUUGCUUCACAUGUUGAAAGAUGAGAGAUUGGUUCAGCAUCAACCAACGCAGUAUCCGACAUCAGAGGAAUUGAGUAUAGGACAAAUUAAGUUCAAGGCUUUUGAUUUGGGAGGGCAUCAGAUCGCUCGCCGAGUCUGGAAGGACUAUUAUGCCCAGGUGGAUGCUGUGGUGUACCUUGUUGAUGCUUACGACAAAGAAAGAUUUGCCGAGUCUAAAAAGGAAUUGGAUGCCCUCCUCUCGGAUGAGUCACUUGGAAAUGUCCCGUUUCUCAUACUUGGGAACAAGAUUGAUAUACCUUAUGCUGCCUCAGAAGAUGAGUUGCGACAUUAUUUGGGUUUAACUGGCCUUACUACCGGUAAGGGUAAGGUUAACCUUGCCGACUCAAAUGUCCGUCCUCUUGAGGUAUUCAUGUGCAGCAUCGUGCGCAAGAUGGGUUAUGGCGACGGCUUUAAAUGGAUGUCCCAGUACAUCAAGUAGACACAAAAGAGAAACGACUCUGCAAAGCUAUUUUCUGCUGUUUGAUGGUAUGAAUACCAAUUGGAAUGUAGAAUUUACCGUGCGGCCUCUAUUAGUACCUAUUACUCUUUCAGCUUUCUGGCAUAGUAUUAAUAUUUGUAUUUUUUUUAGCCCUUGUAGCGAAGGUUAAGUUUUUUCUGUUUGUUUCCCCGCUCUUUGUAUUUGACACAGUAUUGCAGAUAAAUAAAGGGCGUGUUCUAUUGCUUGCAA